CGUAUCAAGAAACUCUACAUUUUUAGCUUGUCCCGAACUUUACAGCCAUACUGGUUGGGCCAUGGAUACUGGGCAACCCCCCUAUGCCGUGUUUUUUUUUCUCUCCUGAUUUCUCUUGCGAUCUCUCCCUUUUCUUUACUCUAUGUACACCAACGCCAUAUGAUCUUCUUCAAGUCUCUCUUACCACCAUUUGUACUUUUUAUCCACAAAGGCUUACUCUAUUACUGCUAGCUUUUAUUCUAUAUUCUCAAAAGAUACACACAAAGAACCAAUCGAUAUAUCAUGGGUUGCUGUCAAUCAACAUUCGAUCGAGAGGGUAAAUCUCGCAAUGACCAAAUCGAUGAUCAGAUCAGAAGAGACAAGGUGAAUCUCAAGAAUGAGAUCAAGAUGCUGCUCCUAGGCGCUGGUGAAUCGGGAAAAUCAACCAUUUUAAAACAAAUGAAACUCAUACAUGACGGUGGAUACUCUGAAGACGAACGAGAAGCGUUCAGAGAAAUCAUCUACAGCAAUACCGUCCAGUCGAUGCGUGUGAUCCUUGAAGCUAUGGAGACCCUUUCUGUGCCCCUGCGUGAACAACAUAACAGGCACCAUGCAGAAAUUAUUAUGGAGCAACCUUCACAAAUUGAAAAGGAGUUCCUGGCACCAGAAAUCACCGAUGCCAUCCGUUCGCUUUGGAAUGAUUCCAACCUUCUAUCUGUGUUUGAGCGAAGUCGAGAGUAUCAAUUGAACGAUUCGGCCAAAUAUUACUUUGAUUCCAUUGAUCGUAUUGGCGACCUUCAGUAUACACCCAGCAAUCAGGAUGUCCUUCGAUCCCGUGUCAAAACCACCGGCAUUACAGAAACUGUGUUUGUCAUUGGAGAUUUGACCUAUCGCAUGUUUGAUGUUGGAGGUCAACGUAGUGAACGAAAAAAGUGGAUCCAUUGCUUUGAAAGUGUGACAGCCAUUAUUUUCUUGGUGGCAAUAUCAGAAUACGAUCAAACUCUCAUUGAAGAUGAGUCUGUGAAUCGUAUGCAGGAGGCUUUGACCUUGUUCGAUUCAAUUUGCAAUUCAAGAUGGUUUGUAAAGACGUCUGUCAUUCUCUUCUUGAACAAAAUUGAUCGUUUCCAAGAAAAAUUGCCACAUUCUCCUCUAUCAAACUACUUCCCGGAUUACACCGGUCGAAACAACUAUGAAGAUGCCAGCUCAUACAUCUUGAACCGAUUUGUUUCGCUCAAUCAGUCGAACACAAAGCAGAUCUACACUCACUUCACUUGUGCAACCGAUACAAAGCAGAUCAAGUUUGUCAUGGCCGCUGUCAAUGAUAUCAUCAUUCAAAACAAUUUGAGAGAUGUCGGUCUGUUGUAGUAGAUUCGUUGAAGCUCAUUCCA
Molecule: messenger RNA, 1367 nt
Organism: Umbelopsis ramanniana AG
Lineage: Eukaryota; Fungi; Mucoromycota; Umbelopsidomycetes; Umbelopsidales; Umbelopsidaceae
Exons: 6
Coding region: 283-1344 (353 amino acids)
Biological process (GO): G protein-coupled receptor signaling pathway
Cellular component (GO): heterotrimeric G-protein complex
Molecular function (GO): G-protein beta/gamma-subunit complex binding; G protein-coupled receptor binding; GTPase activity
Source: RefSeq, a predicted model, not a curated record